AUGAACGUAGAUCCAUUAGACUCUUCCAGCGAACAGCCGAUGGUACCUCCGGAGGGUCUCUCGAAAGCUCUUCUUCAAACAAUUGACCCCCCGGAAUAUACUCGUCAUCCCAGCUAUGUGGGGGACCCCACCACUGCCGUGGACUUGCACAAUGUAAGCAAUGUUUCUGCUCUAGAUAUACUCCCAGUUAAACUGGCGUCAUUGAUGAGCGAAGAAGUCAACUCAUUAGCAGGAAGCGGACCAUACGAUGCGGAAUAUGCAAAUGAUGGUCAUUCCGAGAAUAAUGAUCAACAAGAGGAAGAGGAAGAUUUGCACAACAUUUUAAAGGAUUUGAUACGACAAGAACCUCAUAGUGUUUAUACAACUGUAUCACAGUCUCUAUCAAUGUCUGGUCAACACCAUUCUCCAAUACAGGGGAAUUCCUCAGUCACCGACUACAAAAUCUUCCCCGUAGACGACAAUGUUACCCCUCAAACUAUCAUUGAGAAUUACAUAUCACUCACCAAAGAAGAUGAUUCAGAAGCAUUCCAUGAUAAAUUCAAACAUGUGUUCAUAUUAUCAUCGGCAGGAAAGCCCAUCUAUUCCAUGAAUGGGUCCGAUGAUGUCAUUCUCGGAUACAUGGGGUUGAUAACAACCGUGGUCUCAACAUUCAAAGAAGUAUCACAUGAAGAAAUUAAAUCUAUCACAUAUAAUGAUGUAAAGAUAGUAGUGAUGAACAAAGAUCCGUUGAUCUUUGUAACAAUUACAAAACUUGGAUAUGAAAAAAUGGAGAGUAGAACAAAUGAGAGUAUCUUAUCACAUCAACUAACCACCCUUUAUAAUUAUCUAUUAUCGGCUAUUUCAAAGCAUACCAUUACAAAGAGUUUCCAUAAUCGGAUGAAUUAUGAUCUUCGGAAACUUUUAACUCCAUUAGAUUUCCAAAACUUGGAUUCUCUUUGCAUGAAGUUGACCUAUGGGUUAACCAUUGGUAUUGAUCGACAAAUUGUUUCACGAGGAGAUCUUGAUCUGGGAUUCGGUGUUUUCUUGGGUCAAUUGCUCGAUUCUGCCAUUGAGUGUGCUAGAGUUACCAAUACCACAAGACAGAAAUUGAAUUCAAUCUUGCUUUCCACCAAAAAAUUAAAGACAAAACCCGCUAAUACUUCCAAUUCAUCAUCACAACCAAUUUCUAUACUUAAAGAUUCUAUCCCCUUUCUUAAUGGGACAGCUUCUCCUCCUCAUGAGCUGUAUGUAGCGGAAGAUCUUUUAUUUGCCCUUUUAUUGAAUUCUACUGAUAAAAUCCUUUCUGCCAUGAAACCAAAACAUCAUAAUUUGAAGAAUGAAGAUUUGAAAAUUCUUUUGGCUAUGGUUUCCAAUCAAAGACAACACUCCAUCCAAUCGAACGAUACCACUGAAGAUUUGUGGGUGCCCAUAUGCAUGCCGUACUUCAAUAGUGGAGGGUUUCUAUAUGCCUUCAUUAAAACAAUUAAAUUGGAUUCUACCACUCCAGUCACAAUUGUUCUUCUUAGUGGAAACAAGAAUUCAUUUUUCCAAAUGAAAGAAGUAUCAGAGCAUUUGGUAAGGAAACUUACCAAGAAUCCAAUCUUUGUUGAAGAUUUCUGUAGAGAAUUAUCCAAAUCAAGGAUAUCAUUAACUCAUGAUCUUCAAGAAACAGUCAUUAAACAUUUCAUUUAUAAACUGAAACUGUGUAAUCAAUUUGUCUCUAGUGGGUUGGAUCAAGAAGAUCAAACCAAUUCAAUUUUGAAAUUGGUACAUUUCUAUUCAACCUUACAUAAUACACAGAUUAAUGCAAUGAAGUUGACUCCAACUAAACUGAUCCCACCUAUGGGACCGAAAAACCAAAAUAAAAGAUUUACAUAUAUGAAGAGUAUGGGUCAAGGACCUCAUUCAAUGAUUGGGUUUAUGCUUUUCGGUGAUACUUAUGAAUUCUAUUGUUUAUGUGAUGUGUCGUCGGUGAGUACACGUGAGCUUAUAAACCGUAGUUUAAAGAUCAUUAAAUGGUGUGAAAAGUAUAGCAAGAGAUUAUUUAUUGAAACUGGUGCUGUUUUCUAA
Messenger RNA from [Candida] anglica, 2049 nucleotides. The record is from the annotation of a GenBank genome assembly. Lineage: Eukaryota; Fungi; Ascomycota; Pichiomycetes; Serinales; Debaryomycetaceae.